GACACAACUGUGUCUCGACUUCAACAAACUUCCAACUUGGGUCAUUUUCUUCGCAGAUUUCGUCAAAAGGACAGGAGGGGCGGGAAAACGGAGGCGUUUUUCUCUUUUUCUUUUGCUUUGUGCGACUAAAAAUCACAACCGAGUUGAGUGACGACUCUCCACCGGAGCUCCGUCGCGAGGGGAACUGUACUCGCGGUGAAAGUUUGGAGGGAUGCUGGGACCGCGCGCGCUGCUGCGCACCGUGCUGUGCGCGCUGAGCUGCGCGUCGUGGCUGCUGGCGCAGCGCCUCAAGAGCCCCGCUCUGCCCAUCCAGUCCGAGAGGGAGCCGCUGCCCUCCAAGGGGCUCUCAGGAUGCUCGUUUGGAGGUCGCUUCUACUCCCUGGACGACACAUGGCACCCAGACCUGGGGGAGCCCUUCGGCAUCAUGCACUGCGUCCAGUGCUUCUGUGAGUCGCAAAAGGGCCGUCGCGGGAAAGUGCUCGGCAAGGUGAACUGCAGGAACAUCAAGCAGGACUGUCCCGAUCCCGACUGUGAGGAUCCCGUCCUGCUGCCGGGGGACUGCUGCAAGACGUGUCCUCAAGAUGCCGUUGAGAAAAAGCAGACCGAGGCCGUGCUGGAAACCUUCGACUAUUUCCACGAGAAGAGCAAGGAGGGAGACCUCCACAAGUCCUACAAUGACAGGUCGUACCUGAGCUCUGAGGACCUCGGCCCCGCAGAGAGCCGCACUGACUUUGUUGCGGUGUUGACCGGAGUGACAGACUCCAGCGGCGUCGCCAGGGCCCGCUUCGCCCUGACCAGGACCAGCCUGGCCUUCUCCAUCACGUACAAGAGAAUGAGCCGACCCAACAAGAUCGUCUUCCUGGACUCGGAGGGAAACGCAGUUUUCGAGCAGAAAAUCCCAAAGGGGCAAUCUGACAUGGUCUGCGGGGUGUGGAAGAACGUGGCCAAGCCGCUCCUCCGGCAGCUGCAGGCCGAGCAGAUGCAGGUCGGCAUGAGCGCCUCGGCGGGCCGGCGAGACGAAACCAGGGGGAAGAUCAUCAAGCACCGGGCGCUGUUUGCUGAGACGUUCAGCUCCAUCCUCACGUCGGAGGAGGCAAACUCGGGCAUGGGGGGGAUCGCCAUGCUGACCAUGAGCGACGCGGAGAACAACCUUCACUUCAUCCUCCUUCUGCAAGGCCUCAUCAAAAGCAAAGAUCCUCUUGUGGUGCCCAUCCGAGUCCAGCUCAUGUACCGCCACCACGUCCUGAGAGAGAUCCGAGCCAACAUCACCUCUCACAAUCCCGACUUCGCCGAGGUGCUGACCAACCUGAACAGCCGCGAGCUGUUCUGGCUGUCUCGCGGUCAGCUGGAGAUCGCCGUGGCAACCGAGGAGCAGCCUCCCAAGAAGAUCUCGGGCUUCAUCGCCGGCAGAAAGUCCUGCGACACUAUCCAGAGUGUGAUGUCCAGCGGCGAGGCGUUGACCCCGGGGAAGACGGGAGGCGUGGGAUCCGCCGUCUUUUACCUCCACGACAACGGCACUCUGGACUUCCAGGUCCAGGUGGCCGGUCUCAGCAGUGACGUCGUGGGCGUGACCAUCGAGCUGAAGCCGCGGCGUCGAAACAAGCGCUCCGUCCUGUACGACCUGACUCCGGAGUACAGCAGGACCAGCGGGCAGGCGGCGGGCAGCUGGAGCCGCCUGGAGGCCCGACACAUCCACAUGCUGCUGCAGAACGAGCUCUUCGUCAACGUGGCCACCAUGCACAGCCUGGAGGGCGAGCUGCGCGGCCAGAUCAGGGCUCUGCACUACAGUGGCCUGGAAGCGCCCAGACACGAGCUGCCCACCCCCCUCGCCGGCCAGUUUGUGUCCCCUCCGGUACGAACCGGUUCCUCCGGCCAUGCCUGGGUGUCACUGGACAAACAGUGCCACCUCCAUUACGAGAUUGUCGUCUCAGGCCUGAGCAAAACCGACGACGUGACGGUGAACGCGCACCUCCACGGGCUGGCUGAGAUCGUGGAGCUGGACGACAGCAGCACGCCGCACAAGAGGCUGCUGACCGGCUUCUACGGCUCGCAGGCGCAGGGCGUGUUGAAGGACAUUAGCAGUGAGUUACUGACACACCUGGAUCAGGGAACGGCCUACAUCCAGGUCAGCACCAAGCUGAACCCUCGAGGAGAGAUCCGAGGACGGGUCCACGUCCCCAACAGCUGUGGCUUCGGGACCCGAGACGAGGCCGAGGAGGCCGAUUUGGACGAUCUUUUGGCGAAGGACCCCGAGGAACUGAAGAAAGACCCCAACACGUGCUUCUUCGAGAACCAGCACAAGGCCCACGGCGCCCGCUGGACGCCCAACUACGACAGGUGUUUCUCCUGCAGCUGCCAGAAGCGAACAGUCAUCUGCGACCCGGUCAUCUGUCCCGCGUUGACCUGCUCCCGGACCGUUCAGCCGGAGGAUCAGUGCUGCCCCGUCUGCGAUGAGAGGAAGGAGCCCAAGGACAUGAAAGCUCCAGAGAAGGUGGAGGAGAAUCCUGAAGGUUGUUACUUUGAAGGAGACCAGAAGAUGCACGCCCCGGGAACCACAUGGCAUCCCUUUGUUCCUCCUUUCGGCUACAUUAAAUGUGCCAUCUGCACUUGUAAGGGAUCGACAGGAGAGGUUCACUGCGAGAAGGUGACGUGUCCGCUGCUGACCUGCAGUCACCCGGUGAGACGGAAUCCUUCCGACUGCUGCAAGGAGUGUCCGGAGGAGGACCGCGGCGCCCCGGGCCUGGAGCACGGCGACAUGAUGCAGGCCGACAGCCCCAGGCACUGCAAGUUCGGCAAGAACUUCUACCAGAACAGCGAGACCUGGCACCCCUGGGUGCCCAUGGUGGGCGAGAUGAAGUGCAUCAACUGCUGGUGUGACCACGGUGUGACCAAGUGUCAGAGGAAGCAGUGUCCCACGCUGACCUGCUCCAACAUGACACGCACUGACGGCUCCUGCUGUCCCGAAUGUAUCGACGUGAUUGACGGCGCCGAGCUGACGGCGAAGGCUCCUGACAAAAAGCGGACCUGGAGGCACUGAACCCCAGACCUUCCUCCUCCUGCCCCUCCCUCCUCUUCCUCCUUCCUGAGGGCCCCGAACCCAGAGCUGCACACUGGGGUCUUCCUCCUCCUCCUCCUCCUCCUCCUCCUCCGCCUCCCUCCUUCUUCACCCACCCUGUUAUCAGCUUCAGGAUUGUACCGAGGACAGAAGAGCAGAGACCGGGAGGCCGGCCCGGGCCCGGCGGAGCCGUCGCGCGACUUUGAGCCGCUCCUCGACGGGACUCUUUAUCCGGGCGCGGCGUGCGGGCGAGGUCACGCGGGUCAGCGUGCCUUUCGACAGGGCUUCUCAUGGAAGCGCGGCCAGAGCUACUGCGGGACGCAUCGCUGUGCGAAUGUGUGCGAGUUGCAGGUGUGAGUGUGUGAAUAUUUGUGUGUGUUUUUGAUUUGUUUUUGUUUUUUUAUAUAUAUAUAUGAGCAGUGAGGAGUUCACUUCCUGUCCGGUCUGCAGAGGUGUGAGCAUCUCCUCCGUAUGAGUUCUUCCUGGUUUUUCUAUUGACUUGAUGGGCCGUUUCUGAACAUGAGGCUGGUUUGAAUUUUGUAUUUAUUAAACGGUAUGCGAAGUGAAUAAAAGAGGACACU
Messenger RNA from Salarias fasciatus (jewelled blenny), 3636 nucleotides. It is a transcript of the gene chrd, whose product is annotated as chordin. The record is from RefSeq and is a predicted model, not a curated record. Gene Ontology annotation, biological process: dorsal/ventral pattern formation; multicellular organism development; negative regulation of BMP signaling pathway. Bases 212 to 3037 code for a protein of 941 amino acids. The transcript has 21 exons. NCBI's taxonomy places the organism in Eukaryota, Metazoa, Chordata, Actinopteri, Blenniiformes, Blenniidae. Gene Ontology annotation, molecular function: BMP binding.